AUGGCAGACUACAACACCAACAAGACUGGCGGGGCCAGCAAUGGCAGCUGGAAGGACCGCAACUGUCCCAACAUGCGCACCUGCUGGAGCUUCAGCUGGCGAGCCUAUGACCUGCGUACCAGCGACAAGAAGGCUCUGUUCCGCCGCAUCGCCAUGUGCCUAACACUUGUCAUCCGAACAUUUCUCUCCAUCCUGGGAAUCGUCCGCAACUCGUACGGCAGCGUGCUCGUUAGCGUCAUCGUCGGCACCAUCCUUACCAUCCUCAACUUUUUCUUCAUUGGAUGGUGUCUGGCCAAGAUUGGAGAGGCUGAGGGACAGCGAAGAGUGUUUGGCAAGCUUGUGGGACGAUUGCACUUUGACAUUUUCCUUGGUUUCUGCGCCGUCAUUCAUAUUAUCCUCUUACUAUCUGCCUUUAUUGCCUGGAGGGGCUUCGGGGGGGCUGGAUUGAAUGGUACUUGGCUUGCCAUGUGGCUGUUGAUCUUUGCCGUUGCAUGGAUCACGACUUGGGCCCCAGAGGGAGAGAGCAACGUCUGA
This is a messenger RNA of Fusarium keratoplasticum, 534 nucleotides long. RefSeq lists its product as uncharacterized. NCBI's taxonomy places the organism in Eukaryota, Fungi, Ascomycota, Sordariomycetes, Hypocreales, Nectriaceae. The record is from RefSeq and is a predicted model, not a curated record. The transcript is spliced from 2 exons. Bases 1 to 534 code for a protein of 177 amino acids.